GUCCUCUCUGUUCCAGGAAGCGUUGGCACCUCUUCCCCCCCGAGGACACAUGGAGGCUCUACCCGACCCGGAUCCCCUACGAGGAGUCCAGCAUCUUCAGCCGGGUCCAUGUGGUCCAGCCAGACCUGAAGAGGUUCCCUUUGUUCACCGGGUCCAGAGCCCACGUCGUCACCCUGCAGCCCGGACAGGUGCUGUUCGUGCCCCGUCACUGGUGGCACUGGGUGGAGUCCCUGGACUCCGUGACGCUCUCCAUCAACUCGUGGAUCGAACUGGAAGUGGACGACGUGGCGAGAGUCGGCGAGGCCGUGACGAAGGCCGUCGUCUUCGCCCUGAAAGCCGACGCCGACCCGGACGACUGGCUGAACCCCACCGAGGCCGGCGUGGCGUCCCACCAGGACAACAUGCAGAGUGUGAACCUGGCCCUGGGAGCCUGUGCUCGGGGACGCAGCACCCUGACCCGGGCCCCUCGCCCAGCCAAGCGGGACUCUGGGGGACAAAUCAGGGAAAGGGGCGGGGACUCCGGGCCCUUCAGGGUUCCCUUUGGACCGCAUCUGGUCCCGGUGCGCUGUGCGGCCUCGACGGAAACCACAACGGCUCCGAAGGUCAACUCACCUGAAGAAGAAGAAGAAGAAGAAGAAGACGGUGUACCUCGGCAUCGACCUCCCGGACGCGCCCCCGUAACCACGGACGAGCUGCUGGACUGCCUGCUGCACCCGGACGUCAUCGCCCGCGUCACGGAGCUCCUCCUGGGGCGCCGGACAGGAAGUCACGGGACACGGAACGUCUGGUCGGCGUCCCUCGGGAUCGAACCCCCGGACGCCGGCGGCUCCCGGUGACGUCGCCCUAAUCCCGUUAGCUCAGGAACACGACCACGGAAAUCGGGUUAGCAUGCUAACGAGACAAGAAGCUGCACAUUAAAGUUGACGGACGCGGAACUUCCUGUCGCUCAGAAACGGAUCGACGUGAUCACUGUCGUCAAUAAUAUGCAUUCUAUAGAUGGAAUAGAUCCCUUUGUUGUUUUACUAUUCCAACUGAUCUGAAGUCAGUAAACAAUCAGGAAUAAUAAAUGUUCUACUUUCA
Pseudoliparis swirei is the source of this 1080-nucleotide messenger RNA. Its product is annotated as HSPB1-associated protein 1 homolog. The transcript has 4 exons. Gene Ontology annotation, molecular function: 2-oxoglutarate-dependent dioxygenase activity. The annotation marks the transcript as partial. The record is from RefSeq and is a predicted model, not a curated record. NCBI's taxonomy places the organism in Eukaryota, Metazoa, Chordata, Actinopteri, Perciformes, Liparidae.